ACAUUGAAUCAGUUGUUGUCGGGCACACGACGGAACAGCAAGUUGCGUUUAAGGUGGUCCCUUAGAAAACUCUUUCACAAUGAUCUUCUUUUGGCGAAUGGGGGGUUUUGGCCUUCAGCUAGUGUUGUUGUUUCGAACCAUUGCGGUCGUACAAAUGCAAUCGUUUUACGAUGUUCCUCCAUCGACAUACAUUGAUCGUACUUCAAUGAAGGAUUGUGCCAAACGAUUCUACUCAGAUGUUGGAGAUUACACCGGCUUCUACGGUGCAUUUGGUGGCUUUAGAGCUCUUCGCGGCGAGUUCCAGCAUAUGGUGGCGAUCGGCUGGACGCGUGCCAGUGGUAAAAUUGAUUACCUCUGCGGUGGCACCUUGAUCAGCAAACAGUUCGUAUUGACUGCGGCACACUGUGCCUGGGAUGGAGACAAUCUUCGUCCAGAUACGGUGCGACUAGGCGAUACGGAUCUGGGAAGUACCGAGGAUGACGAGUUUGCACAGCAAAUCGCGAUCGCUCGGCUGAUCGUACAUCCGAGCUACAGAGCAUCGCGCAAGUACUUCGACAUGGCACUGAUUGAGCUGGCAGAACAGGCCAACUUUACGGAAGCGGUUUGUUCGGCAUGUUUGUGGCAGGAGAAGCACCUACCGACGGGGUCGAUGGAUGCGGUCGGGUUUGGAGCAACCGGUUUCGGUGAAUCGCUAAGUCCGACGCUUCAGCGUGUUGUGCUAAAGCACCUGGAGCGGGAUGAAUGUGACAAUAGGAUUGCAGUGAACAAACGACAAAUGCCAGACGGCUUUCGGGCGGAUCAAUUCUGUGCGGCUGGCAGUGGUAUGGACACAUGCGAGGGUGAUUCCGGUGGUCCGAUCGGUGUGAAGCUGUUUAAUGUCGGUGGUGCGUUGAUACCGCUGGUAACUGGUGUAGUUUCGUUCGGAACUCCCUGUACAGCCGGAUCGACCGGGGUGUACAGUAAAGUGAGCGAGUAUGUCGAGUGGAUUCAACGAACGACAAAUCUGUCUUUGGGUUAUAGAGAUUGUACCUUGGAAUCAUUCUGCGUCGGAAGGCCCAAAGAAACUAUAAACGUAGCAUAUAAUACCUUCUACACCAAGAGUCGCUUCGGUCUUUUAUGGAAGGAAUCGGACAGUCCCUCGAACGACUGUGGAGCGACACUGAUCGACUAUCAAUAUCUUCUAACGGCGGCUUCCUGUGUCAAGACGAGCAAAGGUCAUCCAAAGUUUGUCAUUUCCGAAAGUGGUGAGCGUGCAGCUAUUUCGGAUGUGUACGUAUCACCCAGUUAUAGAGCAGGUCGACCGGAAAGUGACUUAGCACUGCUGAAGAUUGCUAAGUACGCGAAUCAUCAAGUAUAUCGACCCGUCUGUUUAUGGGAUCGUCAGAGCGAUGGAGAAUGGAAGUCCAAGCCGGAGUUUUUCGCAUAUGGACUGGAAGACCAGUUUGAUAAGUUUGUGUUCGUUACUGCUCGCAACGGUACGGGGUGUGAUGAGGAACUGGUACGUGGAACCGAUCUGCAAUGUUUCCACAACGAGGUACCCCUAAUGCCGGGAGUGUGUUGGAUGGAUCACGGUGGACCAAUAAUUGACCAAUCUGUUUGGGGAGAACCAGUGAAUAUGUACGGCAUUGUGUCGCCGUUAAGUAGAAGCUGUGGAUCAAAUCUGUUUAUGGUCGAUGUAACACCCCACAUUCCAUGGAUAGAAGCGAUCGUGGUUGGCAAACGGGACCAAUUCCUUGUAUUUUCAGACUGAAUAUUUUACUCAAAUCUACGCAAUAGAAAGUACGUAUGGAAUCAUCAUCUCGUGCAUAUGUUAACUUAAGACAUUUUCAUUCUCUUAAGCUAUCAAAAAGAAAUAAAAGACCAAUUUUUCGUCUGUUUUAAAGUUUCCAACCUA
Anopheles arabiensis is the source of this 1894-nucleotide messenger RNA. RefSeq lists its product as uncharacterized. Lineage: Eukaryota; Metazoa; Arthropoda; Insecta; Diptera; Culicidae. The coding region runs from base 80 to 1750 and encodes 556 amino acids. The record is from RefSeq and is a predicted model, not a curated record. Gene Ontology annotation, molecular function: serine-type endopeptidase activity. Gene Ontology annotation, biological process: proteolysis. The transcript has 6 exons.